AUGGCAGCCUCCGUCAAUAAUGCGUGUGAACCCUCAGCCGAGCGUAGACAGUUAUUUACUACGAGUUUUCAGAAGAAAACACGCAACAAGUUAUUAAGCAUACCCGGUACAAGACCCUCCGUGCAAAACGGACAGCUCCUCGUAUCCACUGGUGUCACGUCGCUCGACUAUUUACUCGGUGGUGGUCUUGCAGUUGGAACGGUGCUUCUCAUAGAGGAGGACCGUUACGAUAGCUACUCCCGUAUGAUCCUAAAAUAUUUCCUGGCAGAAGGGGUGGUGUGUCGACAUGAACUCUUCCUAGCAGCGGCUCAAGACCACCCGAAUGACAUCUUCCAGGAACUUCCUGAUCCUGUCUUGGAUGACGUUGCCAUUCAUAAACCAGCAGACCAACCAAGUCUGUCACGUGACCCUCAGGAUAGUUUCGAUGCCAUGAAGAUUGCCUGGCGUUAUCAGAACCUUCCAAAAGUGCAGAGUGCCCUUGCGUCCUCAUCUCGGUUCGGCCACUACUAUGAUGUUUCCAAGACAAUGGAGCCAGAAAUCCGCCAGGCAGCCAAGUGCCACCACUUCUACCUUGCAGAACAUCCCAGCCAGUCAACAGCCACACACAGUCUCAUGCUUGAGUCCUACUUGGCUUUGCUGAAGUCCAUUGAGGAGGUCAUACGCAGGGAGGGCUUCCAAGUAACAGCACCCAUGACAAAGUCACGCAACAUCCUACGUAUCGGGCUUCACUCACUCGGUUCAGCUCUGUGGGGUGAUGACCUGUGUUGCCUCGACAACCCGACACACAGCCACGCCCUCACUACCUUUCUCUAUGGACUGCGGGCUUUGCUGAGGUCAUCGCUGGCAGUUGCAGUAGUUACUGUGCCUUCACAUCUCAUCCAGAACAGAUCUCUAAUGGCCAGCAUAACCAGGCUAUGUGACAAUGCCAUAGCGCUAGAAUCAUUCAAAGGCUCUGAGAGGGAGACCAGCCCACUCUACAAAGAUUACCAUGGCCUGUUACACGUCCGGCAACUGCCUCACCUCAACUGUCUUGCAAGUCAACUACCUGACCACAAGGACUUGGCCUUUAAGCUCAAGAGGAAACAGUUCACCAUCGAGCGAUUACAUUUGCCUCCUGACUUGUCUGAGACGGUGAGUCGUGUGAGCAGGGGGGAGCUGGCAGGAGCGGCCAUGGCGGCUUCAGCCUGCGGCUCAGGCAGCUCCGGCAGCAAGCACCUGGAUUUCUAGUGCGUCCGACUCGCAAGAUGCUGCGGGCAACCAAAAGCGCCUGCCUGUGUGCCACGACGACCCGCCCACGUGACGCCCGGCCACAUCUCAUAUCAUUUCAAGCUUCUUCUUGGAGUUUUCACCCAAAAUCAAACCCUGCCAAACCACACGGGGGCUCUUUUGAGGAACAUUUUAUCAUUCGUAACUCUCGUAACUCGCCGUGACAAAGACGUUCAUGUGAGAACAACUAAACAGUCGUAAGACUUAAAUACUCAAAAUGCAUCGUGCACAUUUCAAGUAGAUACAGAAGCUGACCACUGUUCAUAUUUAGGUAUUAAAACAACAAAACGCUCUUUAGAUUUAAAUGACAAACUCAAACUAAGAAUAAGUUCUCAAAGUCAACAACAAAAUACUUAAAUACCUUAAAUGACAGGAGCAAUUUAAUACCCUUUUUUAAGUAUAAAAAGAAGUUCAUCACUGGGCAAAUUAAAGCAAAAGGAGCAAAACACACUGAAAUGUGCACUUUAAGUGUAAAAAGAAGUUAACCACUGUAAAAUGGAGACCCCCCCCCCCCAAGAACACGCGCGCGUUCCCACACCGUACAGCACCACAGCCAGACGUUUAGACGCACUUCUCCAUGCGCUUGCAUGACAAAGUGUCUGCUUCCUGUCGCUUCCACUGUGGAUUCCACUUUGUUGACGCUGCCUCUUCUGCUUUUGUACCACAAAAGGCCAAAAAAAAAGCAAUAGACACAGGUCAUCGAUGCUGAAAGAAACGAGUCCUUAGCGUCAAAUGUUUAGCUUUGAAAUGAAGGCAAAGGGCAAACGACAUCAACUGGAUAACGUUCCAUGGUGUUAAAAUGAGAAGGUGCGUGGAAUAGUUCAGUGGAAAAGAAGUGUCGGUCUUCUGUGGUUUGCUGUGUUGGUGCGAAUUCAGUCGAUCAGUCCAAAUGUAGCAGCACAAGAAGUACUUCAAUCAUUGGUAGAUGAACUUUCUUACCUCGAAGAAUGAACUACUCUCUGAACUCAUGGGGUAAAAAUUCAAACCUCGUGCGGCGUAGGAAACAGUAGAAAGUGAAUGACGUCGCAUGCUACGUUACCCUCUACGCUGUUAUUGGUACAAUCAACUCACCAUGUUGUGGGAAUACAUUCAUAAUAUUAUGAGUAUAAAGGUGCAGCUUGCUUAGCACACCCUCAGCUCUCAUGAAUGUCAUCAUUUCCACACGUUCAUGAAGCUGACGCAAUUAUUGUUUCUGCGCAUGCACUGUGUGUGUGUUUGCUCCCACCAAACCAGGUGCACUUUUUUUUUUUGUAUUAUGAUGUAAAAAAAAUAAAUAAAUAAAAUGCAUUUUUAAUUCUUAGAAAAUUACAGUUUUUUUUCUCCCAAAAUUCUGACAUUUUUCUCACAACAUCGGAACAUUAGAACCUUUUUUGUUGAAGGUAGGACUUUUGUCUUUUACAUAAUAAUGUCUUUGUUAUCGGGAAAUAUGAUUUUUUUUGUAUUGAAAUUAUCUUUUUUUUCUCAUGAAAAAUUGUCUUUAUUGUUAAAAGGGUAAUAAAAAAGGAUCAUUUUAUCCUCAUAAAAUGAUCCCUUUUUUUCUCUCAUACAGUUUUUAUUCUCUGGCAAUUCCAGCUUUUUUCUGAUAAACAUUACAUAUUUAUUCUCAUAAAAAUAACUUAUUCUAGUAUAUGCUAAAUAUGUCUUUAUUUUUCAGACAAAUACAACAAAGUUGGCCUUUUUUCUUAUAAUUUCAUCUCUCAUAAAUACGUCUACUCUCUGCAAAAUCCAGCUUUUUUCUUGUAAAAUUGGGACUUUUUUUUCUCUAUGUUUGAAAGAUUUUCAUUUUAUUACACUUGGCAUUCUCAUAAAAUUCUCUCUUUUUUUCCUCAUAAAUACUUGUGUAUUUAUUGUGUGACAAGUACAACUUUUUUCUGGUAAAAUUAUUUUUUUUACUCAAUUUAAUUUUUGAAACAUUUAAAUUUUUCUCCUAAAAUUAGGAAUAAUUUAUGUAUUUACUUUGUAAAUUGCAAUUUGCAUUCUCAUAAAAUGAUCUGUUUUUCCUCAUAAAUACAUUAUCCUGUGACAACUUUUUUUGUUGUUGUAAACCGGAUAAAUAUGACAUUUAUUCUCAGAAAAAUACAAGUUUUUGUUGUACUCGUUCUUUUUAAAGUGCCCCUUUUUUGUUGAACUGUUUCAACUAGACCGAUGAUGAGACUGUUCACAUAUUUUGCUUUUUCAGGCCAUUUGCGCAUCGCCAUUUUGUGACGUGAAAAUUGUUUGUCACAGAGUCGAUGAAAGAAACAAAACGUCAGUUGCAGCUGCUGCGAUUUCCGAAGUCUAACACCUCACCAAAGCGAGCACCGAAGUGAGCAUUUUGCGGCAUCCAACGUGUACUUUGACCAAACUUAGUUUGACAGCUAAACCUCCUUAAACGUGACCAGCGUCGUCCACACGCCAUGUAACUAAAAGUCAGUUGGGGAAGUCUAAAUGCAAAUUAGCGGCAUUGACAUCUGCAUUGACACGCAACGUGAACAUUUAGUUUGUUCAGACAUUAACAAGAGUGACACUGACUCAAAAUCAGAACUAUGGCGUAGUGUCCAUGAUGCAGACAAGAUUUCUACUGAUCUAUUUUUUGUGUGUUACUCUUGUCACGUCACCAUUACGUCACGUCCUGAUCCGCCCAACGACACAGAAAACGGUGAGCUGUGACGAAACAAUUCACAGAAAUUUCGUCACAGAAAAAGCCUCGCCAUCAUAAAUUGUCUUAGAGUGCACAGUCGCGCACGUCAUCAUUUUUCCAUGACUGUUUAUGUGUGUGCACGGAAAAAAAAUAUUAAAAAAAACCUUGUGAAAACAUGUAAAAACGUCAAAUUUGUGUUUUUCAAAACCUUACACAAAGUGCAAAUCCAGCAUUUAUCAAAUCUCAUGUUUCUGUAAAUGCUACAACAAACGGUGCCCGGCUGCCACGAAGUGCACCAACUGAAACAGAACCAGUCAUACUUUAUUUUAAUAUGCAAAUUGGUGAGAAUUUCAAUUUUUGCUUGCCAGGUGACGAAUGACCCAUGGAUAUCACUUAACUUAUCAACACCAGUGCAGUCCAGUGACGGCACCAUUAAAAAGUGCAAUAAACAGAAAUGCAACAAGUUCCUGUUCAUUUGCUGUGCCACACUACGGCUCCACUUCCUCGCUUUAUCCCCCCCCCCCCGCUCCAUCUUUGCCAUCGUCAUUGUUUCUGUAAGUGUGCUAAAGCAGCAGCCAGCGACGGCGGAUUGCUUGACCUUUUUUCCUCAUUGUGCCGCACGGAGACAGCUUUGUUAUUUGCCGCACGCUGCAAGCGUCGCGCUGGCAUUUCUCUGCAUUCUUAAGUCUCGGAAGGAGGAAAGGAAGAGUGUGGCCCCUUGCAGAGGGAAGGGCCUUCGCUUGGACAUCCAGAAAUGAUGCGGUCGAAGGUCAUCAUCUACAGUGAACAGACUGAAAAACUUCUUUUCAGACACAAUUUUACUGUACAAAAUGUUUUUUAUAGUUUUCACAAAAUACAUUUAGAAAGCUCCAUUUUAAAUAAAAUUAAAUUGAAAUAUUUAAGAGACAGCGUGUCAACAUUUUUUGUUGUGGUUUUUUUUUUGUUUGUUUUUUGUUUUUUUCAUAUCUCCAUGUACCCAGACGUAAACCCAGUAUGUGUCCAUGUUCUACAUACACACUGAAAUCAAAAAUUCCAAUAAAAGAACAAAAAUAAAACAAAAAGAGCAUGACAGAUGAUGCUGGGAAAACAAACAAACAAACAAACAAACUUCCCAUGGUCUUCAAUUAUAAAUAAGGAAUCGCAGGUCUCGGCCGCAGACUUCCAGACCGGAAGCCGAUGUAACGAAACAAAACACACAAACUAAUAUGUUUAAAAAAAGAAACAAACAUUGUGUACUAGAUGAAAUACAAAGGCUUUGGUCUGUUUUACAAUCAACAAUGAUUAAAUCUGAUAUGUACUUGUAAACAACUGCCAAACACGUUAAGUUUAAAACUCUUUGUCAAGCAAAUGUUUAAUCAUAAUUAUAGGAAUUAAAUAUUUCUAGUUGCACACAUUUUUUUUUAUUUUGACCAUAGGACACUAUAAUACAACUCUAGCUAAGAGACAAAUUGUACCUGACCCUAAAGAAAUGUACUUUAUGAUGCAUGGAACAUUUAUAGGAUAUUCUUAGAGGAGGGGGGAGUAUAAAUGAAAUCAACUUUUAUUGGAGAUUUUUUUCUCUCGCUCGCUCUCGCUCUCUCUCGAAGAUUUCCAGGGAAGACAAGUACUUUACAUUUGGACACGAAAGAAAAAAAGGGGGAUUAUUAUUAUUAUAGCAAAGACGCAGUCUACCAUUUACAGACUACAGGCUUCUCGUUGCUUCCACGUGUCGUCCUCGCCACAUGUUGCCGUUGAUAUCUGUGUGUGUGUGUGUGUGUGUGUGUGUGUGUGUGUGCUCCUUUGUCAGGUCAAUAAAUAGUUUCUCCGAAGAGUCUUUCAAAAUGAUAUGCGUCCAUGCAGAGAGUCGUUCAAAGAUAGUCACGGCAGCACAGAAUGUCUCAGCUUCAUGCGUCCCAUCAUUCAUAUUCACAUACAAAUGGCCUUUUUUUUUUUUUUUUUUUUUUUUUUUUUUACUAA
Dunckerocampus dactyliophorus (ringed pipefish) is the source of this 5842-nucleotide messenger RNA. RefSeq names its product elongator acetyltransferase complex subunit 4 (gene elp4). Gene Ontology annotation, biological process: tRNA wobble uridine modification. Lineage: Eukaryota; Metazoa; Chordata; Actinopteri; Syngnathiformes; Syngnathidae. Bases 1 to 1227 code for a protein of 408 amino acids. Gene Ontology annotation, cellular component: cytoplasm; elongator holoenzyme complex; transcription elongation factor complex. The record is from RefSeq and is a predicted model, not a curated record. The transcript has 10 exons.